AUGUCCAGCGAUCCCUGGUGCAUAAUUGGCGACUUCAAUGACCACCUAUCUCCGGAAGAUAAACGAGGUGGCCCUUCUCGUACUGCCUGGCUCAUUAGAGGAUUCCAACAGGUGGUCACCGACUGUAAUUUAUAUGAUCUACCUCUUCUUGGCUACCAAUUCACUUGGUUCAAAAGUAUCGGCACCGCUUCUUCGAAGGAAGCCCGUUUAGAUCGUGCUCUUGUUACUUCCUCCUGGCAUGAUCUCUACCUGAAUGCAACUCUGCAAACUCUUAUGGCUCCAAUCUCUGAUCAUACUCCUCUUUUGCUUCAAUUGGACCCUGUUCCCUGGCGCACACCACACUACUCCUUUCGUUUCAACAAUUCCUGGCUUCUGGAACCGGAGCUCAUCAAUCUCAUUCAAAAUAAUUGGGGAUUCUAUACUUCCUCUAAUAUUAUUACCAAAUUCAACUACUGUGUGGAAGAUAUCUCAACUUGGAGCCGAGAAGCUGCACCAAAUUACAGACAUCUAAUCCGGAAACAACGCGAAAAAAAUAGAAGAGUUCCGCAAUGCUAUACGGACACUAAUAGCAAGUUCUUCCAUGCCUCUGCUUCGGCCAGGAAAAGGAAAAAUACUAUUACGCAACUGCGUGACUCUUCAGGUAAUUGGAUCACUUCGCAAGAGGAUCUUUGCGCCCUUGUUCGUGAUUACUUCACCUCCAUAUUCUCUUCACAACAUGGAGAUUAUCAUAGCAUCAUUUCCUCGGUCCACUCAAGGGUAACAGAUGACGACAAUACCUUGCUCACCCGGCCUUUCUCUGAAAUUGAAUUCAAGGAAACAAUUUUUAGCAUGCAUCCAGAUAAGUCUCCCGACCCUGAUGGACUUAAUCCAGCUUCCCUUGAGCCUAGCUCUUUGCCCAUAGAACUUAACGCCACGAAUAUUGUUCUAGCGCCCAAGAUAGACACCCCUGAAACUAUGAAGGACCUCCGUCCUAUAUCCUUAUGCAAUGUGCUCUACAAAGUAAUCUCCAAGGUACUCGCCAACCGCCUCCGUCCUCUCAUUAACAAAUGGAUCUCACCAGAACAGUCUGCCUUUGUUCACUCUCGUUCUAUCAUGGAUAACGCUUUAACAACAUUUGAGACUCUCCACCAUAUGCGUUGCAAAAGGAAAGGAAAAAUUGGUGAAGUUGCUUUGAAGUUAGACAUCUCUAAGGCUUUUGACAGUGUAAGUUGGUCCUACCUUGAAGCUAUUCUUUCCAAGAUGGGGUUUAAUGCUAAAUGGAUUUCUUGGAUGAUGAUGUGUAUUACCUCUGUCGAGUACCACAUCAUUUUUAAUGGUGAUCGCAUCGGUCCUAUUACUCCCCAACGUGGUCUGCGCCAAGGAUGUCCCCUCUCUCCUUAUCUCUACAUUUUAUGUGCCGAGGGUCUAUCAUCGAUCAUAAAAAAUUAUGAGCUUCGUGGUAAACUACAUGGUUCUCGUGUGUGUCAAACUGCUCCUCCCAUUAGCCACCUCCUAUUUGCUGACGAUAGCUUCCUCUUUUGCAAAGUAACAAUCUCGGAAACACAAAGCCUAAAUGAAGUUCUCUCCCAUUAUGAAUCAGCAUCAGGGCAAGGAAUUAACUAUGGAAAAUCUGCCAUCGCCUUUAGCGCAAAUACGGAUUCUGGUGUUAUCACAAACAUUUCCUCAUUACUUGGUGUUUCUAACACAAUUGGCUCCGGGAAAUACUUAGGCCUUCCGUCUAUGGUUGGUCGUAGUAAGAAAGCAAUCUUCUCUUAUCUUAAGGACCGUAUUUGGAAAAAAUGUCAAGCGUUGAGUGCUCGAUCUCUAUCACGUGCCGGUAAAGAAGUCUUGAUCAAAUCAGUUUCCCAAGCCAUACCUUCUUAUUGUAUGGGUGCCUUCCUUCUCCCUACCUCUCUUUGUGAUGAGAUUGAAAAAAUCAUGAACUCCUUCUAUUGGGAUAAGUUAACUCUCCACAAAAGUUUGGGAGGCCUCGGCUUUCGAAACAUGGAAGCUUUCAAUUUAUCUAUGCUUGGUAAGCAAAGUUGGAAACUCCUUUCAGAUUCGUCUUCUCUACUUACACGAAUUCUCAAAGCUAAAUAUUUCCCGCGAAGGGAUUUCUUGGAUGCCCCUCUCGGCCAUAAUCCAAGCUACACCUGGAGAAGCCUAUGGAGUGCACAACAUUUACUUACCUUGGGACAUAGAUGGAAGAUUGGUUAUGGUUCAAGAAUUAAAGUGUGGAGCACGCCUUGGCUGCGAGACCUUCCGACCCUUAAACCAUCUACUCCUCCUCCACCAAAUUUUGAGGAUUUAACUAUUAACCACUUAAUGCUACCGGACCUCUCUUCUUGGAAUUAUAACCUCGUCCAAUCAUUGUUUAAUCCUAGCGAUGUUGUUGCAAUAUUAUCUACUCCACUCUAUAAUAGACGUAGAGAAGAUACUUGCAUUUGGAAGGCUACGGUUGACGGAUCCUACUCCGUUAAAACGGCCUACCGCAUCUGCACCGACAUUCUUAGUGAAGUAUCGCCGCAACCGAACUCAACACAAUGGCAGCUCCUUUGGCGCCUUCGUGUCCCUCCUAGAGUACGAGCCUUCCUUUGGCGCGCAGCUCACCAUUGUCUACCUACAAGAGACAAUCUAUCCAAGCGUGGUAUCCCUUGUUUAGAAACUUGUGUAUCUUGUGAUCUUCUGGCUGAAUCCCAUAUGCACUUAUUCUUUGUUUGUCAUAAAGCAAUUGCUUGCUGGGACCUCCUUGGCAUAGGUAGCAUUAUUCAAGAUUUACUCUACGGGGCCGAUUCAUUUCAACAAAUGCUUUUUGACUUGUUGCAUAAACUUCAUGAUCAUCAAAGACCAUUAGCAGCUCUUAUCAUUUGGAGCUUGUGGAAGAGUAGAAACUUGUUACUUUGGGAAGACAACGGCACUACUCCAUCUCUCACAGUAACUCGCGCCCAAGAAGUGCUUCAUGAAUGGAGUUGUGUUCAAAAGGCCAAACAUCCAGAUCACCGCGUCGAGCAACACCCUACCUGGGAAAAGCCUCCUCACGGCACAAUCAAGUGCAAUGUCGACGCAACCCUUCUCAAUGGUAACUCGGUAAUGUGUUAUGGUUUAUGCUUCCGCGACUCUUCUGGAAACCUUCUCUUCGGCAAGUCAGACUUCAAACUUUUGUCGGCUACUGUUUUGGAAGCUGAAGCUAUAGGUCUCUUGGAAUCUCUCAAAAUGGCCAUCUCCAAAGACCUUCGCCAUGUUGCAUUUGAAACAGAUAAUAAAAUUUUGUGUCGUUUGUUAGGAGGCAAGCAAAUAGUGUGGCUCAUAACAUUGCAAGAGCUGCAAUAA
Medicago truncatula (barrel medic) is the source of this 3309-nucleotide messenger RNA. RefSeq lists its product as uncharacterized. Lineage: Eukaryota; Viridiplantae; Streptophyta; Magnoliopsida; Fabales; Fabaceae. The record is from RefSeq and is a predicted model, not a curated record. Gene Ontology annotation, molecular function: RNA-DNA hybrid ribonuclease activity; nucleic acid binding. Bases 1 to 3309 code for a protein of 1102 amino acids. The transcript has 3 exons.